Molecule: messenger RNA, 465 nt
Organism: Eimeria necatrix
Lineage: Eukaryota; Apicomplexa; Conoidasida; Eucoccidiorida; Eimeriidae
Product: CHCH domain-containing protein, putative
Exons: 2
Coding region: 1-465 (154 amino acids)
Biological process (GO): mitochondrion organization
Cellular component (GO): mitochondrion; nucleus
Source: RefSeq, a predicted model, not a curated record
AUGCAUUCAAUACUGCAAUUUGCGUUUAAUUGGGACCUUUUGGGUCAUUUUGCGUGUCUUUUUGCUGCAGUUGGGUCUCGUUCUGCGCGCCCCGCGGCGCCCGCGCCCGUGGCCGCGCCCCCGAGCCCCCCCCCCAUGGCCAGCAGCAGCGGCGGCGGAGGCUUCAUGGCCAACAUGGUGGGAAAUGUGGCGAGUGGAAUGGCCUCGGGAGUGGGCUUUGGCGUGGCCCAGAGGGCCGUGGACGCAGUCAUGGGCCCGCGCUCUAUGGAAGUUGUGCACACGAACACAGCGCCUGCGGCCGCCGCGCCGCAGCAGCCGAUGCAGCUGGGGGCGCAGCAGCAAAACCCCUGCGCAGCUUACCAGGAAGAACUUAACCAGUGCAUGACCCGCCACACGGACAUCACUCUUUGCCAGAACUACCUGGACAACCUGAAGGCGUGUCAGACCACUAUGAACAGGACCUAA